Candida dubliniensis CD36 is the source of this 267-nucleotide messenger RNA. RefSeq lists its product as uncharacterized. Gene Ontology annotation, biological process: mitochondrial respiratory chain complex IV assembly. The transcript has 2 exons. Gene Ontology annotation, cellular component: mitochondrial inner membrane. The record is from RefSeq and is a predicted model, not a curated record. NCBI's taxonomy places the organism in Eukaryota, Fungi, Ascomycota, Pichiomycetes, Serinales, Debaryomycetaceae. The coding region runs from base 1 to 267 and encodes 88 amino acids.
AUGGGUAAAUUAGUAGGAGCACCAAAAGGUCAUGAUCGUUACAGAGAUCCAAAAACUCAUCAAAUCACACCAGCCUUGUACAGGGUAAGAGCACCAUUCUUUUGGAGAAAUACUAUUGCAUUAUUUGCUGUCAGUAGUAUACCGUUAGCUGUUUAUUUAUAUACAUUUAAGAAAAUGGGAGAUGAUGAUCUUGGUGAUAUUCCUAUUCCACCAAUCAGUGAUGAAGAAUUACAGAAGUUGAAAUUGGAAUACGAAAACCAAAAAUAG